UCUCUCUCUCUCUCUCUCUCUCUCUCUCCUGUUACAUUCCAUUCCCCUCACUGCCUUUGGGGCUUCUUCACUCUUUGUUUUUUUUUUCCACAAGUUUUUGUUAAUCUUUGAGAGUGAAUUUUCGUUUCUUUCAGCCAACAUAUCAAGAUUCAGCAGUUGAAGAAGAUGAUCAGGCCUUUGUUUUUGGUUUUAUUCUUGAUUGGGUGCGUUCUAGCACAGAAUGGGCAGCCUUCACAAAAAUGGCAGACUUUAGAUGGUUCUCAGCCUGUUGUCAUAGCGCGUGGAGGGUAUUCAGGACUUUUUCCCGAUUCCAGCCAGUUUGCAAUUUCAGUUGCCAAGACAACAGGCUUGCCUAAUGUGAUUAUUUUCUGUGAUCUUCAACUCACCAAAGACGAUGAAGGCAUUUGCCAAACGAGUUUACAACUUGGCAAUUCGACAACUAUAUUAGACGCCUUCCCAGACAAACAGAAAUCAUACAACGUAAAUGGGCAGGAUGUCCGCGGAUGGUUUGCUUUGGAUUAUACGUUUGAGGAUCUAUAUAAGUAUGUCACAUUGACACAAAACAUAUUCUCUAGAACACAUUUGUUCGAUGGUCUAUUUCCGGUAACUGGUGUCCAAGAUGCAACAGGCAUUGAGCCUCAUCACUUUUGGUUGAAUGUUCAGUAUCCCACAUUCUAUGCACAACAAAAACACGAUCCUGUGUUAUAUGUCGAAGAGGCUUUGAGAAAAUGGAGGAUAAACUACAUUUCCUCUCCCGAAAUUGGUUUCUUGAAAACACUGAGUGAAAGACUGAACAAAGCAAAGACAAAGCUUGUUUUUCGGUUCCUAGAAAAAGACACAGUCGAACCCACAACCAAACAGACAUAUGGUUCAAUUCUAGGGAAUCUUUCAAGUAUCAAGUCAUUUGCAUCUGGAAUUCUUGUUCCGAAAGAGUACAUAUGGCCCGUGAGCAGAGACCAGUUUUUGGAGGCAUCAACUACUCUUGUAUCUGAUGCUCACAAGCAAGGACUACAAGUGUAUGCUGCUGGUUUUGCUAAUGACAACAUCGCUAGUUACAACUAUAGCUUUGAUCCAGUAGCCGAGUAUCUGCAGUUUAUUGAUAAUUUUCAGUUUUCGGUUGAUGGGGUGCUUACGGAUUUUCCUUCCACUGCUUCAGCAUCAGUUGCAUGCUUAGCUCACAACAAGAAUGCUAGCAGGCCAGCUAAAGGACCUUUGAUCAUUUCUCGGAAUGGUGCUAGUGGGAUUUUCCCAGGGUGUACCGAUCUUGCUUAUGAACAAGCGAUUUCUGAUGGAGCAGACAUUAUCGAUUGUACGGUCCAGGUAUCGAAAGAUGGAGUUGCCUUCUGUUUGGAGUCGGCUGAUCUCUCAGUAGAAACAACUGCAUUGUCAACUUUCCUGGCAAAAUCAACCAAGGUUCCUGAAAUUCAAAAUGACGCUGGAAUUUUCUCGUUUGAUCUCUCCUGGAACGAAAUUCAAACACUAAAGCCUCAACUGAGGAACCCUUUUCCAGAAAGUGGAUUGAGAAGAAACCCUGCAAACACUAAUAAGGGCAAAUUUGUGACUCUAUCUGCAUUCUUAGAACUUGCUCAGACAAAGGCAGUUACUGGGAUUUUGAUCACCAUACAAAAUGCUGCCUACCUAGCAUCCAAGAAGGGUCUUGUCAUAACAGAUGUUGUUGCCACUGCCUUGGCCAACGCCACCUUCGAUAAACAACGUACUCAGAAAGUCUUGAUCCAGUCAGACGACACUCAAGUCCUUUCAAAGUUCAUGAGCAACCGGAAUUUUCAAAAAGUACUGUUAAUCAACGAGACAAUAAGUGCUGCACCAAAUAUGACAGUGGGCGAAAUCAAAAAGUACGCAGAUGCAGUUUCAAUCAGAAGAGCCUCAAUGAUUAAGGGAUCUAAUUCCUUCACCACGUCUUUCACCACUGUCGUUGACGAUAUGCACGCUGCGAAUAUAUCAGUUUAUGCCUUCCCUUUUAGAAACGAAUUCGUCAGCCUGGCGUUUGAUUUCUUUUCGGAUCCGAUGUUGGAGAUUGCGACUUAUUUGGCUCACGAUGGUCUCGGAGUCGAUGGGGUGAUGACGGAGUUUCCUGCUACAGCAAAUGCAUACUUGAGAAGCCCUUGUUCCAACCCGGACACGAAUUUGUCAUACAUCUUACCAAUUAGACCAGGCAACCUACUUCACUUGGUUCCACCAUCCAUUUUGCCGCCUGCAGAAGCCCCUGCCCCAGUCCUCGAAGUUGCAGAUGUCGUUGAUCCACCACUACCAGCUGCAUCCAACGGCUCUGCUCCCACGCCUGCCACUGCCCCAACAGGAAAAUCAGGUUCGAAUGGUGCCAAGAGUGUUUCUACUGUGGGUUUUCGUCUAUUCGCAAUCGUGUUGGCUAGUGUUCUUUACAUGGGAUCUUGAAACUUGGUUAGUUUGGUAUGAAAGUACGGUUUUCUUGAGGUGAAUUUAUCGCUAAUUCUUUUGUAACAUGUAAAUACCGAUCAGAGAUUAGAUAUAUGACAUGCUUGGGUGUGUUUUUGAAGGAAGUUCAGAUUAUAACCAUCCAAAUUGAGAAAAACUACAUUGUACA
This is a messenger RNA of Rhododendron vialii, 2581 nucleotides long. Its product is annotated as glycerophosphodiester phosphodiesterase GDPDL6-like. The transcript is spliced from 10 exons. Gene Ontology annotation, molecular function: glycerophosphodiester phosphodiesterase activity. Gene Ontology annotation, biological process: lipid metabolic process. The record is from RefSeq and is a predicted model, not a curated record. NCBI's taxonomy places the organism in Eukaryota, Viridiplantae, Streptophyta, Magnoliopsida, Ericales, Ericaceae. Bases 166 to 2412 code for a protein of 748 amino acids.